UAUGAAUCCAUCCAAUCAGACUACUCCACACAGAUUACUGACCGCGUUCUUCGGAUGUGUUACAAAGUUCGGACGCCCUUCUAUUAUUUUUUUACGAUAACAUGUUUUUACACUAUAGUAACCCAAUCAGUUAAUGGUAGUGUGGAAGAUAUACUGGAGAAAGGGACUAGACUUUUAGCAUCCGGUAAAUUUGAGGAAGCUCUGUUAUUGUACAGUGAUGCUAUCGGUAUGUCGAAAGUACUUGUAAUUUUUCAGGAAAAAGUCCUGAUAGUUAUAUGGCCCACUACAAAAGGGGCACAGCAUACAUCGCACUAUCUAAUUGUAGGAUGUCUCUUUUGGAUUUUAAUAGAGCUUUGGAGCUAAAUCCAGAUUUCAUUCCUGUUAGUCAUAAGUUACCUUGAUUAAUUCACAGGCAAGAAAACAUCGGGCGUAUGUGAAGCUAAGAAUGGGGAAGCUGACAGAAGCCAUAGAAGAUUAUGAGAGUGUGCUAAAUCAUGAUACUGGCGCAAGCGCCAAAAUAUCUGAAAUACAUAAACUGCAAAAUCAGUGGGAAGAUGCUCGUAAGUUGUUCGGGAACAGUGAAUACAGAGAAGCUCUUACGUUAUUGGACAAAUUAGUGGAAUCAGUCGACUAUGCUGAGGAGCUACGUGAAUUGAGAGCAAGGUGUUACUUAAGCUUAGGAGACGUGCAAAAGGGUUUGCAAGAAAUGAGAUUUGGCGUUCAUCUGACCAAUGAUAACCGCGAGGGAUUACUGAGAAUUAGUCAAAUAAUGUAUGACGCCGGGUUUGCAGUGCAGGCUGUCAAUGAGCUUCGAGAAUGUCUCAGGCUUGAUCAAGAUGAUAAAGCCUGUUUGAGCCUCUACAAAAAAGUAAAUAAGGUUGCCAAGGCUAUAACAGCCACGCAAGAGGCUUUGGAAGCCGAAAGGUACUCUGAUUGCAUCAAGAAAGCAUCAGAGAUAGUCAAGUUCGAGUCUUCAAAUCCAGAAUAUGCUAAUCAAGCAAACAUUAGCCUCUGUCACUGUCAUGCAAAAGCUAAAAGUGCUGAUGGAGUCUCGUAUUGUGAAUCUGUUGUUCAACAUUAUCCUGAAAGUACUGAAUUCCAACUUUAUCAAGCUGAAGCUUAUAUAAAUGCUGACCGUUUUCAGGAUGCCAUUUCAACAUACCAAAAAAUUUUAGAACAUGAAUCGAAUAAUCAGAAAGCGAAGGAGGGCAUGAAGAAGGCUCAAAAGCUUCUAAAAGCAAGCAACCGUCGUGAUUACUAUAAAAUACUUGGGGUGCCCAAAUCAGCUUCUAAAAAGGAUAUUUUGAAGGCCUAUCGAAAAAUGGCUGCUGAAUAUCAUCCGGACAAAUUUCAGGGCGAAGAAAAAGUGCAAGCCGAGAAAAAGUUCGUUUUAAUUUCUGCAGCCAAGGAGGUCCUUACAGAUGAUGAAAAACGUACACAAUUUGAAAAUGGAGUCGAUCCGCUGGAUCCUGAACAGCAAGCUCAAAACCCGUUUGGUGGUCAUCCUUUCAAUGGUUUUCCAUUCUCCCACAUGCAUCCCUUUGAAGGUGCUCACUUCGAGUUUCAUUUUGGAUAACUUAACAUUUUUGUAUUUGGCAUUUUGGUCUUGUUUAUUUCAAACCUCGUUUAUUUAUCUCCAAUUCGUUAGAAAAUAACUACUUUUUCUACUACCUUGAUUUAGUCUUUCGAAGUGUCCUUAAACCACGCGUUGUACAUAAAAACUUCAGUUUUGCUUCUUUUUUACUUCAAUGUUAUGGUAAUUUCUCAGAUUAUUUUAUAGUACCACCUCUGUGUUAUAUCUGGAUAAUAAAUAUCUUUGAUUACAUUCCUGAUCGAAACAUGACUUCAAAAACCUUAUAUGUUAACAUUUCUUUAUCGAUGUAUAAAAUAUCAUCUGAGACAUUUUAGCAUGUUUUUUUAGUUUUUGAUUGAAUUUUCAGAUGUGAAUUAAUAAAUAGAUCACUGAAGUACUCCGUAAUUUAGGAUAUAAAUUCUCUGAUAAACCCCUUGUAUGCUUCAGUGAUGAUAUUAACUGAUAACUAAUCUGUUUCUUGUCGACUGAACUUGUAUGAAGUGUUCGGUAGUUUAUACUGCAAUUGAAAAUAAUUUUAUCAUUAUUUUUACUCGUUUGUGAAAACUACAUGUCUAUUGUUACGAUUUAUAUGCGUCUGUAGUAUGCAAACUGUAAGGUAGGCG
This is a messenger RNA of Schistosoma guineensis, 2196 nucleotides long. The record is from the annotation of a GenBank genome assembly. NCBI's taxonomy places the organism in Eukaryota, Metazoa, Platyhelminthes, Trematoda, Strigeidida, Schistosomatidae.